This is a messenger RNA of Trypanosoma theileri, 1314 nucleotides long. RefSeq lists its product as uncharacterized. The record is from RefSeq and is a predicted model, not a curated record. Gene Ontology annotation, molecular function: mRNA binding; poly(A) RNA polymerase activity. The coding region runs from base 1 to 1314 and encodes 437 amino acids. The transcript has a single exon. Gene Ontology annotation, biological process: RNA 3'-end processing. NCBI's taxonomy places the organism in Eukaryota, Euglenozoa, Kinetoplastea, Trypanosomatida, Trypanosomatidae. Gene Ontology annotation, cellular component: TRAMP complex; nucleolus.
AUGUGGGGUGUUCCUUGGCAGCAUAGUCCACCCAACCACCACUACGGCGAACAGCCACAGAUGGGCAGCGGAUCGCAGUUCUACGGGUCCCCGCCACGACCGGGAAGUCUCGGCACGCCCAACUUUGGUCCACACAGUGGAUUCCGCAGAAGUCCCUGUGGUUCCUUCGGAUCACGCCGAUCUACCAGACAAUCAACUCCAGGCAGUUAUUAUGCAAAUGAACUUCCAGUGGAUAAUCAGAAUGUGAUUUUGGUGGCGACAAGACCAUUGCUGAAGGCAUUAGCACGGGAAUGUCGACCCAAACCUCCAUGGUGUGUAGGAGUUCUGGUUCCAGAGGACAUGACGGAAGAACUUAAAUUGUUUUCCUCAUUUCUUUCUGCUACACCGGAUGAGCAGGCUUGCAGUGAUACUGCAGUGCAAACAGCUACAGAAAUAAUGCGAGCCGUUUGGCCUUCAGUUGUAUUAAAACCAAUGUCAGUAACAGCUGCUGGAAUUUCGCCUUUAAAGGAUGUAACUCUACAUUACUAUGCCGAAGGAUCACUAAUGUCAAACGAUGAUAUAUUAAGUAUUCAAGAUAAAAUUCAGGGUUUAGCUAAUGACAGAGGGGCACAAGUGGAAUUCGGUACAGAUUACAGGGAAGUGACGUGUGUGGUACUAACCGACGCACGUACUGGAAGAAGACUUAAUAUUCGUUUUGGUCCUGAUGCAUCUCAAGCUGAAAUAUCCUCUAAUUUAUUUCGCAAUACUCUAGCAACAAGUGAGGAAUAUCGUGCAACCCUUGUCGCACUUGAUGCUCUACUUCGUCAAAACAAGAUAUUAGAUGAUACUGGUAUAAAGAAAGAUGCUAUUAAUGGUGAAGCUAUCGCCACUAUGCUUGUUGCUAUUAUUAAUUCUUAUGAAGCAGAAGACACUCCAAAUGCAGGGAGACUUCUUAUGGAUUUUUUUCUUACAUAUGGUUUUUCAGCAAAUUUUGAUUUGGUUGAGAACUCUGUUACAGUAAAAGGAAUGGCGGAGCCUACUCCCAAGGUACACCGCAAUUCACAAAUUAGUGUGCUUGAUCCCUCUGAUGAAACAAAAAAUCUUACUUCAAAGCUUGAAAAAGCAGCGCACUUGCAAGCGGUCUUUAAUUAUUGCUAUACAGUUCUUUCACAAUCUCUCCAGAUUGCAGAAAGACGUCGAAGGGCACAAUCUCUUCUUUCAAAUAUAAUUGGUGGGGAAUCUUACUGGGGACGAGUAUUACAAAUGUACCAUGAGGGAAUACAACCCUUUCUGGAUGUUGUUAAUGAAAAAAAAUACAUUAUUGCUCAGUCAUAA